CCAGAUCCUAGCUUUGAAUUAACCGCGUUUCGAAAAGCGGAGCCACAAAAUCGUGCAACGAAUUGACCGAUCUGCCCUCGUUGCGAGAUGGGCCAGGCCUUUGGCCAUCUCUUUGGCAGCGAGCCAGUCCAUGAAGAGGUGGAUGGUAUGGCCGAUGAUCCGGGCGGGACGAUCCCCGGCGUGGACAUCACCGGGGACAGUUGCUCUUGUACAUACCCACCGAUCUCCAAGGAGACCUUACACAAGGGUGACGAGGAGUUCUGGCUGAACCUCGACCCUUAUACCGCCAGCACAUUAUUGGCCCAGAAGCCGAAUGGCGAAAAGGAGUUUGCCAUAUCGAUGGAUCGUUUUGGGAUUGCCAAGCAGCACUUGUCCGACGCCCUUGAGACCAUGCGCACCAAGUACACGGAUUUGGCGCUUGCGCGGCGCGAUUUGGAGUCCAGCCAGAUGGGUGCAGCCUGGGAGCAUUUCAGCAAAUGCCGACCGCUGAGCAAGAAGUAUGGCUUAUAUCUUCCCUGCCACGAGAACUUCAAGACCGCCAUGAGACGAUAUCGUGGGCUCCUUCAGAAACCGAGCUGCCCUGUUGGCGCUUCCUUGCCGCUGCGCCCUGCCAGUGCACCGCUGAUCUUUCCGCCUCCAGUGCCGGACGUGGUCAACGCGUUGGUGUCCGCGGCCGACCGCAAACUCGGAGAGUUUCUUUGAGCUUCGAUUGAGCGCAAAUGGACUUACCAAAAGUUCCAAAGCCAAAUGGUGCAGUUGCGAGUUUCAUCAGGUUUCAUCAGGGCUGCACACAGCAAAAAAGGUGC
Durusdinium trenchii is the source of this 806-nucleotide messenger RNA. NCBI's taxonomy places the organism in Eukaryota, Dinophyceae, Suessiales, Symbiodiniaceae. The record is from the annotation of a GenBank genome assembly.